Molecule: messenger RNA, 366 nt
Organism: Oryctolagus cuniculus (rabbit)
Lineage: Eukaryota; Metazoa; Chordata; Mammalia; Lagomorpha; Leporidae
Source: RefSeq, a predicted model, not a curated record
AUGGAGGUAGGCAGCCAUGGUCUGCCUCCCUGCUCCCCAUCAUCCAAUGUGAUGAUUGCAAAAAUUCCUGACGGGGUAGACUAUCCACCCCACUGAUGCCUGAAGUUCCAUGAGAAAGCAUUGCCGGGGAAACUGGUGCCAGGAUCCAGAAGGGCCCUCAGCUGCCACUUGCCAGUGAGCUAUGGAGUAGCGGCUGACGUUUGUCAACAUAAAAACCUGGAGGUCUGCACCAACUCUGAAGACACCCGGGCCCAAGAGCACCUCCAGGAUCCCUGGCCACCUCUGCUGCCUGCCAGAACCCCAGCCCUGGUUAAAACCAUCGGAUCAGAGAGGGGACAGCCCCAGCCCCAGCCCCUCUUCCAUUAG